AUGCUCCGAGUUCCGCCUACAAUAGACAAGUCGGCGAAGGGGCCAAAGACGAGCGAGGUCGGGAGCGACGUUGUUUCCGUCGUCGUGGAUAGUCUCGGGGAGCGAGUGUCCUCCCAAAUUCACCGAUUUGUUAUCGUUUCCGUCGAUGACACCAGGGUGAAAGCCUGCCCUGUGGUAACCUAUUCUGGAAGAGGCACGAUGGACCCGAGCUGCGUUGCAGCAGAGCAUGCAGUCAUCUAUUUGUCUGGAACGUCUCCGAUGCCUUUCGAGGGUGAGGUCAAGAAAGGGAUGGAUAGGGACCCGAUUGAGGUUGAACCGGUUGAUAAUGGUGUAACAUUACAGCCUGCCUCUCGGAUACGCUUUGGUAGGACUUACACCAUCGACCGAGACGUGGAAGUGAAAGAGAUUGGACUAGUGAUACCGGAGCACAUGGAGAGAGUCAUAAGGUAUUGGGGUGAAGAACAAGGAGGAGUCGAAUGA
This is a messenger RNA of Trematosphaeria pertusa, 480 nucleotides long. RefSeq lists its product as uncharacterized. The transcript is spliced from 2 exons. Lineage: Eukaryota; Fungi; Ascomycota; Dothideomycetes; Pleosporales; Trematosphaeriaceae. The record is from RefSeq and is a predicted model, not a curated record. The coding region runs from base 1 to 480 and encodes 159 amino acids.